CACGGGACUCUCUUGAAAUCAACCCCGGCGCACUUCGUCCUGCAGGAGACCGGUGGAGAUAGUCAGCGGGUGCCGAGAGGCCCUAAAGAUGGACCGCUGGCCGUGCACCCAGACCAUCGGAGACGGUUAGAGGUUAGAGACCCAAAGACAAAGUCUCCCCCCGCGGAUCUUGACUCCAUCCACCACCUGGAGUUCUUCACUGUGAAGCGAGAAAUCCAGAGGUUCCCGAUUUAGCAAAGACCCUGCGGUAAAGAACUUGAGACAGGAGCUGCGUGAUGGGAGCAUUUGGAAGCUCUUGUCAUGCUCUUUCCUCCACAGUUACCUUUCUCGACAGCUAGCAACGCAUCUGACUUGCUCGUGUUAAAGCAGGCCUGGCCGCCUCGGUGUGACCAGACGGAUCCUUUUGCGGUUCUGACUCCGCUCCGGAAACAUGCUCCAUCGUUAGGUCAAUCAGACAGCGCUCUGGCGGGGGAGAAGGAGACCAACACUCUUCGGGGACUAAGAAUUACAAGUCCAACACGAUGCCGGAGCGCUCUAGUGUGUCUACACGGAGUGGGCGAUCCUUUCAGCACCCUCGAGAAAGAAAUAAGCGGGCAGAAGCAGGCGGCUGGACCGUACCCACACUGGAGACUGGAUACAGCCCCAAUACGAUUUUUUUGAAACCGGUUUACGUCAAAUGCGAUUGCGUGUGCUCCCCGCUGCCUGUUAAUCAUUUAGGGCCCUGCUGCGCGUGUGGCAGCCAGCGGGAGCGCGGGGCGGGAGGCAGCAGAUUAACCGGACCGUGUUCCGGGGGGGCUGAGCUGGAUAAUUGACACCUGCUGGGCGCAAAAGAGGAGGGCGGGGCGAUACAGCCCCGAGCGCCCGGCGGCCUCGCAAGCGCCGGGGCAGGGUCGGAAGCCCGGCUCCCGCCGCUGCUGAACAGCAGCAGCAGCAGCAGCCGGCGGUGCCCUGUCUCCCCCGCUCUCCCCAGCCCGGAGGGGGGGAGCCCUGCUGUGAGGGGGGGGGGUGAUGGAGCAGCAUGGGCACCCUUCCUAUAGCACCCGCAGCCCUGUCUGGGAGGAACUGGAGUCCGAGAAGAUGGCCGGGGCCGAGGCGAGGAUGAGCGGGGCCGGGAUCCAGCAGCCGCCCCAGCCCGCGGCGGCGGCGGCGGGAGACGAGUCGUCGGACAGCGAGGGGGAGCACGAGGGCCCCCAGAAACUCAUCCGCAAAGUGUCCACCUCGGGCCAGAUCCGCAGCAAGACAAGUAUAAAGGAAGGGUUACUAUUGAAGCAAACAAGUUCUUUUCAGCGGUGGAAAAAACGUUAUUUCAAACUUCGAGGCCGUACCCUUUACUAUGCCAAGGAUUCAAAGUCUCUAAUAUUCGAUGAAGUUGACCUGUCAGAUGCCAGUGUAGCUGAAUCGAGCACAAAAAAUGUCAACAACAGCUUCACGAUAAUCACUCCAUUCCGGAGGCUAAUAUUAUGUGCUGAGAACAGAAAAGAGAUGGAGGACUGGAUCAGCUCACUGAAGUCUGUACAGUCUAGAGAACAUUAUGAGACCGCACAGUUUAAUGUGGAACAUUUCUCAGGGAUGCAUAACUGGUACGCCUGCUCCCAUGCCCGACCUACCUUCUGUAAUGUGUGCAGAGAAAGCCUCUCUGGAGUUACUUCUCAUGGCCUGUCUUGUGAAGUGUGUAAAUUUAAAGCACAUAAAAGGUGUGCAGUCAGGGCAACAAAUAAUUGCAAAUGGACUACGUUAGCCUCUAUUGGGAAGGAUAUCAUUGAGGAUGAAGAUGGUAUAGCUAUGCCUCACCAGUGGUUAGAGGGUAAUUUGCCUGUCAGUGCCAAAUGUGCAGUCUGCGACAAGACCUGUGGCAGCGUUUUACGUCUCCAAGAUUGGAAGUGCCUUUGGUGUAAAGCUAUGGUUCACACUGCCUGUAAAGAUCUGUAUCCUCAUAAAUGUCCGCUUGGACAAUGUAAGGUAUCCAUCAUACCUCCAACAGCACUCAACAGCAUAGAUUCUGAUGGAUUCUGGAAAGCCACAUGCCCACCAUCCUGUGCCAGUCCUCUUUUAGUUUUUGUUAACUCAAAGAGUGGAGACAAUCAGGGAGUAAAGUUUCUUCGUCGAUUCAAACAGUCGCUAAAUCCAGCUCAGGUGUUUGAUUUAAUGAAUGGAGGACCUCAUUUAGGUUUACGGUUAUUUCAGAAGUUUGACAAUUUCCGGAUUCUUGUAUGUGGUGGAGAUGGAAGCGUUGGUUGGGUUUUGUCAGAAAUUGAUAAACUCAGCUUGCACAAACAGUGUCAGCUGGGAGUGCUUCCCCUUGGUACUGGAAAUGAUCUUGCCCGUGUCCUUGGUUGGGGAGGGUCAUGUGAUGAUGACACACAACUUCCUCAGAUUUUGGAAAAGUUAGAACGAGCCAGCACUAAAAUGCUGGACAGAUGGAGUAUAAUGUCAUAUGAACUGAAAUUACCAUCAAAGCCUUCUAUUCUUCAAGUUACUCCAGAAGAGGAAUCUGAGGAAUGUCAGAUAUCUGCUUAUGAGGAUUCAGUUGCUGCUCAUCUCACAAAAAUCCUCAAUUCUGAUCAACACUCAGUUGUCAUAUCAUCUGCCAAGAUAUUAUGUGAAACCGUAAAGGACUUUGUAUCCAAAAUAGGGAAGACCUAUGAAAAAACAAUGGAAAAUGCAGAGGAAGCUGAUACCAUGGCCAUUAAAUGUUCAGAAUUAAAUGAGAAGUUAGACUUAUUGCUCCAAGCUCUUCACACCGAAGCCCAAGCUACUCCCAUCCUACCACGGAUCACUCCUCCCAUUGUAGAGGAAGAAGUUGAGGAGUUUUCAAGUGAAGAAUCCUUGUCUGAAAGCAAGGAACAGUUAACAGACAGUAUUGCAAAGUCUUCCACUCAGAAAAUCUUCAAACCAAGAGAACAGUUAAUGCUGCGGGCAAACAGUUUAAAGAAGGCAGUGAGGCAAAUCAUUGAACAAGCAGAAAAAGUUGUGGAUGAGCAGAAUGCUCAUACUGAAGAACAAGUGAACCAAUCCCCUAUAGAAUAUAGUAAGGAAUUGGAUGAAUCCAAAGAAGAAGAAAAAGAGGAAGAUACAAAGGAAUAUGAAUCUCUGACAAUUAAAACUGCACCAAAAUCUCCAGAUCGACAUACAAGUCGGGGCAUCCCCUCUCAUACUGGCUCUUUCUCUGUCCCAGCUGUGGCAGCCGGCAAAGAAAACCUGCCUGUACUUAACACCAGGAUAAUCUGCCCAGGUUUAAGAGCUGGAUUAGCUGCCUCAAUUGCGGGGAGUUCUAUUAUCAGCAAAAUGUUACUUGCAAACAUUGAUCCAUUUGGUGCUACCCCAUUUAUUGACCCUGAUCCAGAUUCACUGGAAGGAUAUUCAGAAAAAUGUGUCAUGAACAACUACUUUGGAAUUGGAUUAGAUGCAAAAAUUUCAUUAGAAUUUAAUAAUAAGCGAGAAGAACACCCUGAAAAGUGCCGAAGCCGGACAAAGAACAUGAUGUGGUAUGGGGUGCUUGGUACCAAAGAAUUACUGCAAAGGACCUAUAAGAACUUAGAACAAAAAGUUCAGCUUGAGUGUGAUGGACAAUACAUCCCCCUCCCCAGUCUUCAAGGCAUAGCUGUGCUAAACAUUCCAAGCUAUGCUGGUGGAACUAAUUUCUGGGGUGGAACCAAAGAGGACGAUAUAUUUGGGGCACCAUCAUUUGAUGACAAAAUCUUAGAAGUUGUUGCAGUAUUUGGCAGCAUGCAGAUGGCAGUUUCAAGAGUCAUCAAAUUGCAGCACCACAGAAUAGCUCAGUGUCGGUCAGUAAAGAUCACCAUACUUGGAGAUGAAGGGGUUCCAGUGCAAGUAGAUGGAGAGGCAUGGAUCCAGCCCCCAGGAGUUAUUAAAAUUGUGCAUAAAAACAGAGCUCAGAUGCUAACACGAGACAGAGCUUUUGAAAAUACCCUAAAAUCUUGGGAAGACAAACAGAAGUAUGAUUCCUGCAAACCUGUCCUCCGAUCUCACUUGUACCCUCAACAGGCUGUUGAGCUGGCUGCGGAAGAAGAAGUUGCACAGAUCCAGCUGUGUUCAAAAGCUGCAGAAGAGCUUAUUACCAGAAUCUGUGAAGCUGCAAAAAUACACAACCUGUUGGAACAGGAGCUGGCUCAUGCUGUCAAUGCGUGUUCACAUGCAUUAAAUAAAGCCAAUCCAAGGUUUCCUGAGAGUCUUACCAGAAAUACUGCCAUUGAAAUAGCUGUCAAUGUGAAGGCACUACAUAAUGAAACUGAAUCUCUACUAGUAGGAAGGGUUCCUUUGCAAUUGGAUCCUCCCCAUGAAGAGCUGCUGUCUGAUGCAUUGCACAGUGUGGAGAUUGAAUUGAGAAAACUUGCUGAGAUUCCAUGGCUUUAUUAUGUUUUCCAGCCAAAUGAUGAUGAGGAUCCCCUUCUGGAUUAUUCUAAGAGAAACAACAGAAGUACAGUAUUUCGCAUAGUGCCAAAAUUUAAAAAGGAAAAAGUCCAAAAGCAUAAGAGCAGCCCUCAGCCUGUUCAAAAAUGGGGCACAGAUGAAGUUGCUGCUUGGCUGGAUCUGCUCAGUUUGGGAGAGUACAAAGAAAUCUUCAUCAGCCAUGACAUCCGAGGCUCUGAGCUUUUACACCUGGAAAGGCGAGAUCUUAAGGACCUGGGGAUAAUGAAAGUGGGUCAUAUGAAGCGAAUUCUCCAGGGAAUUAAAGAGCUUGGCAAGAAUGCUCCGUUGUCAGAAGUGUAACUAUACUGGUGCUAUCCUUUGAAGGAGGAAGAAUUGCUAGUUAGCAAAGUGGAGGCACUUUGCUGGUUUGUAAUUUACUAUAUGGUUGGAUAAGCACUGGUGUACUAUGCAGGUUAAUAUAUCUGUAUUCUUGUGUGGUGAAGAGCUUGAUCUGAGAAUCUGAAUGGGUUUGUGCCAAAAAAAAAAAAAAGGUUAUAUGUUCAGUGAAGACCUUUUCUUAGUGUGCAAACUUGGCAAGUUCAAGUAAGCACAUUUUGGUAAAGAGGUUGGUAUAUAGUGAACUGCAUUGCCUGGAAAAUGUAAUUAAGUAAUGAUUGCUUUCCUUACAUAUGGCCCAGUACAGCUCUCUUACAAUGCAGCAACAUAUCACUGUAGAGCCUGAGGUUGCCUGGUUAACUUUCUGAAGCACAGCUUCCCUAAAACAUUUUGUACAGAAGACUGAGAGAUGGAAUGUUCCUGGUUUUGCUUGCAAGACUGACAUUGCCUCAGGUACUUAGCACUCACUGGCCAAGGAGUAUGGUUACAGACAGCACGAAUGCAAACUAUAAUGCAUGGUGUACCUAUCUGAAUCGUCUGUCUUUCUGUUGCAUGACAUAUCUGAUACUUUAAACACUUGAACAAUUUUUAUAUCGGUUUUAAUAAGAUUUAAUUUAUUACUACUUGUGUGUCUUUUAUUUGGUUACAGGCACUUUUCUAUUCUUCAGUGUUGUAUUUUACCUGAACAUGUUAUGUGGCAAAGACUUGUGGAUGUGAACACUUAGCAUCUGUGCCAUAUUUAGCAAAUGACGUGCAUUGUAUAUAAUUGAUACAUUCUAUAGUUCGGUUUUUAAAUUACCCAUGUAGAGUAGGUAUAUCAGGUAAUUAACUCCUGAGUGUUUUGGAGUGAUAGGUAUCUCACAAAAUUAUCAAUCAGCUUCCCAAAUGGAAAAUGAUCAGAGAACUUUCUUAUGGCCCAUUUUAAUAUAGCUAGUCAGUUACCAUGAAUAUCUGUAGCAUAUCUGAACUCUAGGCAUUACUCAUUUUAUUUGUUAUGCAAAAAGAGGAUUAAAAAGGUUAGUGAAAUGUUUUUUUAAAAGCCAGAAGUAAUUUUAAUGUUAUUUACUAUGUGUAUAAAAUGUUUUAAUGUUACAGCUGAUUUCAUUUUUUGAGGUAAACUUCCCCAGUCUGAUAUAAGAACUUAGAAUGUGCACCAUUUUAAUAUUAUUUUUUAAAGAUUCUUUAAAUACCAAAACAAUGUACGCAUCAACUCCACAUAUCUCUAUCUGACGUUGCCUCCACAUAUCUCUAUUCAAUCUGUUUCUUACCAGUACUACUGUACUGGUUAAUCAUACAUAUUUAGUAAAAAUGGUAAUCCUUUCCCAAGUAUUGUACACUAUGCACGCUUAAGUAAAUCACAUGCAAAACAAUAAUACAGAGUGUAAACAGGUUCAUUUAGAAUUACUCUGAUACUAAACAUUUCAUUACAACAGGCUUUAUGAAAUUCAGUUGGGGUGCAUCUAAACAAGACAUAGUUUUAUAAUUAAUUGAGUUCCCAGAUAAUUUUUCAUCAAGUAUUUAUCUAAUGGGUAAAGAAUUUAAAUAUCUCUGGAAGUAAAAACUACAGUAAAAACUACUUAAAUAAUUAGGAUAUCUUGAUGUUUCACAGCUUGGGUAUAGUUACAAGGUAAGGUCUUCUCUAUACUGAAAACCUACAUCAGCAUAACUACAUCUCUGAGGGAUGUGCAAAAUCCACAGCCCUGCAAGACUUCGCUAUGCCAACUUAACCCCCUAGUGUAGACAGUGCGAGGCUGACGGAAGAAUUCUUCUGUCAACCUAG
Messenger RNA from Dermochelys coriacea (leatherback sea turtle), 6547 nucleotides. It is a transcript of the gene DGKH, whose product is annotated as diacylglycerol kinase eta. The record is from RefSeq and is a predicted model, not a curated record. Gene Ontology annotation, molecular function: ATP-dependent diacylglycerol kinase activity; protein binding. NCBI's taxonomy places the organism in Eukaryota, Metazoa, Chordata, Testudines, Dermochelyidae. Gene Ontology annotation, biological process: diacylglycerol metabolic process; lipid phosphorylation; intracellular signal transduction.